Messenger RNA from Juglans microcarpa x Juglans regia, 7724 nucleotides. RefSeq names its product methyl-CpG-binding domain-containing protein 9. The transcript is spliced from 10 exons. Bases 420 to 7178 code for a protein of 2252 amino acids. Gene Ontology annotation, molecular function: DNA binding; protein binding. The record is from RefSeq and is a predicted model, not a curated record. Gene Ontology annotation, cellular component: nucleus. NCBI's taxonomy places the organism in Eukaryota, Viridiplantae, Streptophyta, Magnoliopsida, Fagales, Juglandaceae.
AACCCGGAAGAACGGCCGACGAGGUUACCCAGUUGAGGACUCCCAAACGGGUCCACCUUUUUCCCAGGUGUCGCUCCUUGAAAGCGAGUACCUUAUAAAUCCCAAGCGCGUACUCCACACUUUCUCCCCCUUUCACUUUCCCCUUCCUCUAUCCAAUUUAUUCGUUCAUCGAUUCACCCUCCUCGCUGUUCAAAAGAUACGAGGACUCUCUCUCUCUCUCUCUCUCUCUCUCUCUCGGCCCCAUUCCUGUCUUUCGCUCCAACUCUAAACCAAAAGCCCUUUCGCUCUCUCGCUGCCUCUGUUAAUUCUCGGCUGUCUGAUCCGUACAUUUUUUCUGAUCUCUGAACCUCCGAGCGAGCAAUGGUGCGAGCGCUACAACCUGACUCACCGACCUGCAACUCGGAGCGGAUACUCGGAUAAUGGAACUCACCGAUUCAAGCGAAGAACUUAGAGACCGCCAUAACUCGAAGCCUAAGCUCUCGGAGGCUCGUUCCGGCCUCGGAAUCGACCUCAAUGAGAUCCCCUCCCCUCCUCUCGCCGAAACCCUAUCCGACUCCCUGGACGUGGUGCAGAACUAUCACGACAACCCGCCUCCGCCGCCUGGAGGACCUGCUGGGCUCCCUGGAGAGGACGACGCGCGGAGCUCUGGGGCGUGCGCCGCGUGCGGGAAGCCCGAGGUCAGGGGCCACGUAGUCGUCUGCGACGCCUGUGAGCGCGCCUUCCACCUAGGCUGCGCAGGAAUGCGCGGGGGCCAGACCCUCAACUCGGACGAGUGGGUUUGUACGGACUGCGAGUCCAGCGGCGUCAAGAGCAAACGCUGGCCCUUAGGCGUCAAGUCCAAGCGUAUUUUGGAUAUGAACGCCUCGCCCCCGAGCGACGUCGACGGAGACUGCGACGGGGAGGGAAGCUCGAAUGUUCUGGAUUUGAGAAAACAAGCUCCGGGUGAUAAUUCUUUGGGCGGCAAUCCAUUUGGUGCUCCAGUGACAUUCUCUAACUUUUUGUACUCGGGAAAUGGCUUUGGCUUCCAAAAAGCUUCAAUGAUGCAGUAUAUGACUAGAAGAUUGGAGGAGGUAAAUAUGAUGGGUUUCCCUUUAGGAAUGUGUAAGAGUAGUAAUAAUGUAGCUGUUAGGCUACCAUCUCGGAAUCCAAGUGAGAUAUUUUUGCAGGCUCUUAGAGACUUUGUAUCCGAAAGACAUGGUGUGCUGGAGGAAGGUUGGCGUGUGGAAUUUAGACGAUCGAUGGUUAACUGUGAACUCUAUGCGGUUUACUGUGCUCCAGAUGGGAAGAUAUUUGAUUCAGUGUAUGAAGUUGCCUGUUAUCUUGGGUUGAUGUCUAACGUUAAUUCUGUGGAGCCCGAAUCAAGAAGUGAGGGGUCUCAGUCAAUAACAGGAAGGUCGCAUCUGUCUAGGAAAAGGAAGCCAGCAAGAUAUUCAACUGCAAAUGGUUUUGCUGAAAAUAAGGGAAUUUUGAUCAGUGAUAAUCGUAAAGAGCUCUCUUUGAAUGGCCUGACCAUGGAAGUCUAUGCAAGUACCAUUGGUAAUAAUGUAAAUGGUGCUGAAGUGAAUACUAGCUCUCGGUCUCAGCAAUAUAAUGAUUGGCUUCCCAUGCAGUUUGAAGAUUUCUUUGUUCUCUCUCUGGGUGAAGUUGAUGCUAGGCCAUCUUAUCAUAAUGUUAGCCAGAUCUGGCCUGUGGGUUAUAGAUCCUGUUGGCAUGAUAAGAUUACUGGUUCUCUUUUUCUGUGUGAAGUGCUGGAUGGUGGCGACUCUGGACCUACCUUUAGAGUCAGAAGGUGUUCAUGCCAUUCAUUGCCCAUUCCAAAUGGCAUAACCGUCCUCAGUAGGCCUAUCCCUGGACAUUUUGCUGGUUAUGCUAAUGACAAAAGUGAUGACAUUACUUCUCGUGAUAUGGAUUGUGGUGAUGAUUGCAGCAUUCAGAUGAUUCUAUCAGACCCUUGCCCGCCUUUGGAGAAUGAUAUUUUGUCCUGUCUUAGUAGAUGUUCAAGCGGAGCCUGUGAUGUUCAGACAUCAAACACAUUACAGGUUGAAACUUGUUUAACUAAUGAAAAAUCUGGAUCUGCUUUAUCUGGUGAAUUGAAUUUGAGAGAUGAAAUUGGUGAGAUUUUAGUAGAAGAUUGCUCAUCGUUGUCUGCAUGGAGAAUGGUGUCUAAAAAAUUCAUUACUGCUUGCUCUGAGAUCUGUAAACAGAAAGGAACCUUAAAGUUCUUCUGCAAUCAUGCUGAAAAUGAACUAGAAAGACCUAAUUGUGAUGUAACAACUGACACGAGAAAAACGAAUUUGAUUUCAUUAGAUAAAUUUCUCGGUCAACCGGAUUCUUUCACCAUCCCAUCUGUAUUUCAGACUGGCAAUGAGCUGGAAACUUCAAUUGAGUUGCUGGAGAAAUGGUUGGAGCAUGAUAGAUUUGGAUUAGAUGCAGAAUUUGUGCAGGAAAUCAUAGAACAGCUUCCUGGGGUACAAGCCUGUUCGCGCUAUGAAUUUCUGAGUAAUAGAGGCAGUUAUUCCUCAUCGUUAACAGUUGGAAAUGGGCUACUAGUGGUUAGAUUGAAAGGUGGAGUACAUCAUAUUGGAGAUGAAGAAUUAGAUGGUUUAUUUAGGAGAUUUAAAAAGGCCAGGUUGGUUGAAAACAGUGUCAUGCAUGAUCCUCUUCCUCCUCCAGGCAAGCCUCUGUGCUUGAGGAUUCCUCCUGAACUUGUUGGUGAUGUUUAUCAGGCAUGGGAGUUACUAUGGCGUUUUCAUGAAAUCUUGAGUCUGAAAGAGCCUUUGUCACUGGAAGAACUUGAAGAAGAACUCAUCAACCCAUGGUCAGAUAGUGCAAAUCUUCUAGAAAAGUUUGAAAAGGAUACUGAGCGGAGUCAAGGUGUACAUUCACAUAUAAUUGAUUGUACAGGUGGAUCAAUGUUAUCCCCAAGCUGUGAAUCUGGUCCAGCAGUAGAUGGCGAAAAUUCACUUGCGUUUAUAGAAAUGGAAACAGGAGAAAAAAAGGAGGCAGCUCAAGCAAAACUUGCUUCUUUUACUUAUAGUAGAUGCUCUGGUGUAGCUUUGACAAAGGCUCAUAAGUCACUGCUAAGAGUGCUGAUAGGUGAGCUACAAUCCAAGGUUGCUGCGCUAAUAGAUCCAAAUUUUGAUUCUGGAGAGUUGAAAUCAAAACGGGGAAGGAAGAAAGAUGCGGACAAUGGUAUUCCUGCAAAAAGAACCAAGAUCAACAUGCUCCCUAUUAAUGAACUAACAUGGCCAGAUUUAGCUCGUAGAUACAUUUUGGCUGUUUUAUCCAUGGAUAGUAAUCUUGACUCUGCCGAGAUUAUGGCUCGUGAAAGUGGUAAAGUCUUUCGCUGCUUGCAAGGUGAUGGUGGGGUGCUUUGUGGCUCACUUACUGGAGUGGCUGGGAUGGAAGCUGAUGCUCUUUUGCUUGCAGAGGCUACAAAGCAAAUUUUUGGUUCUUUGAACAGAGAAAAAGACAUUCUUACCAUAGAAGAUGAAGGUUCUGAUGCAAAUGCAACCGGUUCUUCUGAAAAGAAUAAUGAGAAUGAUGGUAACAUCCCGGAAUGGGCAAAGGUCCUGGAACCUGUUAGAAAACUACCAACAAAUGUAGGAACAAGAAUUAGAAAGUGUGUUUAUGAUGCUUUGGAGAAAGCUCCACCGGAAUGGGCAAAGAAAAUAUUGGAACAUUCAAUCAGUAAGGAAGUGUAUAAGGGCAAUGCCUCAGGACCUACGAAGAAAGCCGUUCUUUCAGUGCUAGCUGAUGUUGGUGGUGAGAAAGUGCAACAAAAAUCUGUAAAGGGAAUAAAACAGAAGACUGUUAUCUCUAUAUCUGACAUUAUUAUGAAACAAUGUCGUAUUGUAUUACGUCGCGCUGCUGCUGCAGAUGAUUCAAAAGUUUUCUGCAAUCUGCUGGGGAGAAAACUGAUAAACUCAAGUGAUAAUGAUGAUGAGGGAUUUCUUGGAUCUCCAGCAAUGGUAUCUCGCCCUUUGGAUUUCAGGACUAUUGAUUUGAGAUUGGCAACUGGAGCCUAUGGUGCAUCUCAGGAAGCUUUUCUCGAGGAUGUUCGGGAGUUAUGGAACAAUGUCCGUACUGCUUAUGGAGAUCAACCUGAUUUGGUUGAAUUGGCUGAAACAUUAUCUCAGAAUUUUGAAUCAUUGUAUGAAAGGGAGGUUGCUACUGUUGUCCAGAAAUUUGCAGGGUACACCAAAUUGAAAAGCUUUAAUGCUGAAACAAGGAAGGAAAUAAAUGAGUUUCUUGCUUCCAAAAGUGAGAUUCCCAAAGCCCCAUGGGAUGAAGGAGUUUGCAAAGUUUGUGGCAUUGAUAGAGAUGAUGACAGUGUCCUAUUAUGUGAUACUUGCGAUGCUGAGUAUCAUACUUACUGCUUGAAUCCUCCACUUGCAAGAAUCCCUGAAGGAAACUGGUAUUGCCCUUCUUGUGUUGGCAAACGCGUCAUUCAAGAUGCAUCAGAACACAUUCCGUUCAUAGACCGACGCCGGAGCAAAAGGCAUCAGGGAGAACUUACUCGUGUUUACUUGGAGACACUUGCACAUAUAUCCUCUGUAAUGGAAGAGAAGGAAUAUUGGGAGUUCAACAUGGCCGAGAGAGCAUUCCUGCUCAAAUUUUUAUGUGAUGAGUUGCUUAACUCAGCCCUUAUUCAUCAACACCUUGAGCAGUGUGCUGAGUCAUCAGCUGAGUUGCAGCAGAAAUUGCGUGCUUUCUCAAUAGAAUUGAAAAAUCUUAAGGCCAAGGAAGAAAACCUGGCUGCACGAGCUGCAAAGGUUGACAAAAGCAUGAUUAAUGUUGCCGGGGAAGUUAGUAUGAACGAAGGUGGUGCUAACACAGUUACAAACCUGGGUAAUUGUCUGGGACAACAGCAUAUUUUGACUGAUGGUCCUAACUAUGGAGUCUUGUCCAAUGAGCGGCCACAUCCAGAGGGUGGUCAAGAGAGAGCUGGACUUAAUGGUUUUGAUAAAGAUCCAUCUGUCACUAGUUCAGAAAUUAACAUUUUAACCAUGAAUCCCAUAGAUACUCAAGAUCAAUCAAAAGAUGCCUAUGGUGCUGUGGAUGACCGAAAAGGCAAUCUUUUCUGCCACAGGGCUUCUCAAGAGACUGACAAAUCCAUUAGACCAAAUGGGUUGCCAACAUCAAAUUCUUUAUCCCAGGAAAUUGAUGGCUCUGUCAGAGAAACCCCUUCUCAUGAUAACUUGCAAGAAUGUGAGGGAAGGGACAGUUCUUUGCCACCUUCAGAUCAGCAAGGACAUUUUACUCCUAACGUGGUGAGCAAUCAUCAAACUCAGCAUGCACCUGUUGCUGUGAAUGAGUCACAAGCUUAUCACCUUGAGUUGAAUUCUGUCAAGAAUGAAAUUUCAGAUCUGCAGGACUCAAUUACUAGUAUUGAGUCACAGCUUAUGAGGCUCUCUGUGAGGAGGGAGUUUCUGGGAAGUGAUUCUGUGGGUCGACUGUAUUGGGCUUCAGCUACACUGUGUGGAAAUCCAAGGGUCAUUGUUUGUGGGAGUGCAGGAGGCCCAGAGGACAAGAAUUUUGUUUUGCCGAAUUCUGCUUCAUCUGGAUUGGACCCUCUUCUGAAUUUAGAGGGGUCAAAAGCUUGCUGUCCAUUCCUAUAUGAAGUGAAUGAUGCUAUGGCCCCCUGUUCAUCAUGGGCUUGUUAUGAAACUGAUGCAGAAAUUGAUGACCUGAUUGCUUGGUUGAAGGAUAAUGACCCAAAGAAAAGAGAACUGAAAGAUUCCAUUCUCCAGUGGCAUAAGUUGAGAUUCCAGGACUCUUGGAAAAUUGAAAACCAAGGUCAGGAUGAGCACGAGACAGUUUUGUCAGUAACCAGAAAUUGUGAUAUAUCUGGGUCUUCUAAUUAUCUCAUUACCAAGGCAGCUGCAUUGCUUGAGAUGAAGCAUGGCCCCUGCUUUGAGUUGGAAACAACUGAAAUCAUGAAGAAGCGGGGUAAGAAGGCGAGAGUAAUCAAUGAUGAGAAGAUGUACAGGUGUGAUUGCUUAGAACCCAUUUGGCCUUCUAGGCACCAUUGCCACUCUUGCCACAGAACCUUUUCCACCGAUGUGGAACUUGAGGGGCACAAUGAUGGUAAGUGCAGUUCAGGUGCACCAGUGUCUGAGAAGAGUAAGGAAACAAGUGAUGUAAAGAAAAGCAAAGGAAAUCCGAAAGUUGAGGUGGUUCAAGAAGAGUGCAUAAAGGAAAAGGAUGCUUUAGAAACACCAAAAGGUGGAGGUUCUCAGUUCAGCUCGAGGCUGAUUAAAUAUCAGAAUGAAGGACUGGUAUGCCCAUAUAACUUUGAUGAGAUCUGUUCCAAGUUCUUGACAAAGGAUUCAAACAAGGAAUUAGUGCAGGAGAUUGGACUUAUUGGUUCAAAUGGAAUCCCAUCUUUUGUCCAAUCUGCAUCUCCCUACUUUGGUGAUUCUUUGUCACUAACAUUCAUUCCUCAGAAUGUAGGUGGUCCUGUUGAUGGGCCCAAGCCUACUAAAAGGCCAGUUUCACAAGGAAAUAUUAGUGUAACAAAAGUAGGCCAUGACGGUGUUUGUGAUAAUUCUGCCAGAAGUUUUUCUGCAACGGAAGUCUAUCAAGUGCUAAAAAAUGACAAGCCGGCUCUAGGAUAUUUGGAAAAAAGAGGAAAAAGAUACUCUUUAGAUGGCCGUUCUUCAGAAAUUGGUGUCAAUCGCUGCUGUGUGGUUCCCAUGUCUUCGUUGAAGCCAUUAGUAGGUAAAGUUUCACAGAUAUCAAGGCGACUCAAGAUUAACUUGCUUGAUAUGGAUGCUGCGCUACCUGAGGAAGCUAUGAGACCAUCGAAGGCACAUAUGGAAAGGAGAUGGGCCUGGCGUGCAUUUCUUAAAUCUGCCAGUACAAUAUAUGAGAUGGUUCAAGCGACAAUCAUAUUGGAAGACAUGAUUAAAACAGAACACUUAAGGAAUGAUUGGUGGUAUUGGUCUUCACUCUCGGCUGCUGCAAAAACUUCUACUCUCUCAUCCCUUGCCUUGCGAAUAUACUCCCUUGAUGCUGCUAUCAUAUAUGAGAAGAUUCCUUCCAGUUUAGAUCAGACUGAUAAUUUGGAAACGAGCAGCUUGCCAGAUCUGAAUCCACUUCCAAGCUUGGAUUUGUCAGAGAAAUCAAAGGUCAGCAGGAAGUCUAACAAGAAGAGGAAGGAACCAGAGGGUUAGUCUCGGGAUGCAUGAUAUUUCCUUUCCCCAGAAAUUCUAUUCGGACGAGUUUGAUCUGAGGUGAAACAGCAGUGGUCAUGUGUUGUAUAUAGAUAAUCAGAGAGAUCCACACUGUGGGUUGUUGUAUUCGGUCAGAUAAGUUGUGGGCAGGUAUUGGAAGGCGACUGAGAUUGAUGCUGUAGUCGCCAAAUCUUAUGCGUGUACAUAAGAGGUAAAGCUGACUUGCUAACUCGGAUAAGCGGUUGGGAAGCAGAGUUUGUUGGAGCGUCUGCUCGGAGGACUGGAGAAAAAGAGCCAUAUUGUAUGUGGAUGCAUCCAAUUUUGGAUUGAUUCUGCUGCAGCUUUCAGGUUUGUUGCUUGGAAAGAGAGAGUAUUAAGUAGGAUAAUUUUUCUCACAAAGAUCAAGAUCCAUAUACAUAUACAGAGGAAAUUCAUGUAAGAAAAGCAAAAAGGAAAAAAAAAAAAAAAAAAAAAAAAAGAGAGAGAAGGAAAUUAGAAACAGUGGAAGUUGAGCAGGUGUAGUCAUAUUCCAUUCUUUAUUCAUCA